Molecule: messenger RNA, 942 nt
Organism: Salvelinus sp. IW2-2015
Lineage: Eukaryota; Metazoa; Chordata; Actinopteri; Salmoniformes; Salmonidae
Source: RefSeq, a predicted model, not a curated record
AUGAGUUCUCACUCAACCCAAGUCAAGUUCUUUUAUCUCUUUGGCUUACAAGAGACAUUUAAUAACAAAUCAGUAUAUUUUCUCUUGUCUCUUAUCACAUAUCUUCUCAUCAUCACUGUGAAUCUGACUAUGAUCAUAACAAUCAUUCAGGGGAAAGGCCUCCAUGAGCCCAUGUAUAUCUUUMUGUGUAGUCUAUGUGUCAAUGGAUUGUAUGGAACUGCUGGUUUCUACCCCAAGUUCUUACUGGACCUUCAGUCAGAUGUUCAGGUGAUAUCUUAUGGUGGAUGUUUCACUCAAGCCUAUGUAAUAUACACAUCUGUCAUGUGUGAACUUUCUACUCUAACAGUGAUGUCUUAUGACAGGUAUGUGGCAAUAUGCAGACCACUACUAUACCAUACCAUUGUGACAAAUUCAACUGUUAGAAAGUUACUCUUAUUUUCUUGGUGUUUUCCUUUAUUUAUAGCACUUAUAGCAGUUAGUUCAGCUGUCAGAAUUCCUUUGUGUGGAUCUCGCAUUGAUAAGAUCUUCUGUGACAUUCCGUCUAUACUGAAACAUGCAUGUUUACCCAUUACCAUCAAUCCGAUUUUGAACAAAUGUAUAAUAGUGGUUCAUGUUUUAGAGAUACUUUUCAUAGUAUUUUCUUACUGUCAGAUUGUAAGGACUUGUGUAAAGUCAGCUAAGGGAAGGAUUAAGUUCACACAGACAUGUGUGCCACAUUUAAUAACAAUGGUUAUUUUCGUCACAGUGACCCUGUUUGACACUUUGCAAGGAUGGAAUAGUAAUGUAAAUAUUACGCUAAAUAUGCGUAAUGCAAUGGCUGUACAAUUCCUUGUUAUACCACCUGUCUUAAACCCUGUCAUAUAUGGACUUAACCUCCAGCAGAUUCGACUGGCAGUUUUUAGAAAUUGUAAUGCACAUAAAACCAUUGAUGUGAGACAUUAG